AGUAUGUAUGGCUUGUUUUAACCCACGGAAGUCCUUCUCUAAUUUCGAUGUGGAUAAACUUGUGAGACUUGCUGAAAUUUAUGCUGAGGAUUUUGAUAUUGGUGACCUUACUGUUUUGCCAAAUGAACUUAAAUCCUUCGUCAACCGUGCUAGAAGAACUCCAGAAUUCCUUGGAUGUACUGAACUUGGAAAAGUUGCUGAAAUUAUGGUCAAGACUAAUAUGAACACAUCUUAUCAGCGGGUUUAUCGUCUCAUUGAGCUAACCUUGAUACUACCGGUGGCAACAGCUUCAGUUGAGAGGAUAUUUUCAGCCAUGUCCAUUAUAAAGACAGAUUUGCGUAGUAAAAUGGGUGAUGAAUGGCUCAAUGACUUGAUGAUAUGCUAUAACGAGAAGGAGAUAUUUAGAAAGAUUUGUAAUGAAAAGAUCAAAAAGAGGUUUGAAGAGAUGAAGAAACGUCGUAUGUUAUUGCCUAAAAAAUUAAUGAUUGCUUCUUCGGAUGAAUAAUGGGUGUCACCGUCACGGACGGCGUCUAUUAGUUUUGUAAUUUGGCUUUUCGGUAUGGAUAAACCGCAUCCUUUAAUUUUCAUGAUGUAUUUUGUGAUUUUUAUUGUCCAUCGAUGUUUUAAUAUAAGACUACUUCAAACUAUUAUAUUUGUCUUUCGUGAGGUGU
Panicum virgatum (switchgrass) is the source of this 671-nucleotide messenger RNA. RefSeq lists its product as uncharacterized. The transcript is spliced from 2 exons. The record is from RefSeq and is a predicted model, not a curated record. Bases 8 to 505 code for a protein of 165 amino acids. Gene Ontology annotation, molecular function: protein dimerization activity. NCBI's taxonomy places the organism in Eukaryota, Viridiplantae, Streptophyta, Magnoliopsida, Poales, Poaceae.